Pecten maximus is the source of this 510-nucleotide messenger RNA. RefSeq lists its product as uncharacterized. Lineage: Eukaryota; Metazoa; Mollusca; Bivalvia; Pectinida; Pectinidae. The record is from RefSeq and is a predicted model, not a curated record. The coding region runs from base 1 to 510 and encodes 169 amino acids. The transcript is spliced from 3 exons.
AUGGAACAAAGCAUAGCAGAGAAUAUCAAAUCAAACCCAAAACGAUUUUGGAAUCAUGUUAACUCAACGAGAAAAGUGAGAACAGGGAUAACCAACCUCAUGGGACUAAACGGAGAUGAUCAACAGAUGGCAGUCAAGGACAACGAUAAAGCCGAGGUCUUAGCUAAGUUUUCCAGCAGUGUUUUUACGAAUGAACCAUCUGGAGACCUGCCGGAAUUUGAUACUAGAACUGGGCCAGACAAAAUUCACCCGAAAGUUCUAAAGGAAUUGAGACAUUUUAUCAGUACACCCUUAGCCGAGAUUUUUAACCGGUCAUUGGAAGAUGGAAAACUACCUCAAAAAUGGAAAGAAGCUAACAUCACUGCCAUAUACAAGAAAGGAUCGAAGUCGGACCCAGGACAUUAUAGACCUGUCAGCCUCACAAAUGACACAAAGUUAUACAGACAGAUUAGGAACGAGGAAGAUGUGAGAAUCCUCCAGGAGGACCUGGAUAAACUCCAAAUUUGGUAG